AAUUCUUCCAUCUCAUUCUAGGACUGGUUAUAUCGCGGCCAGUGCUCUUGUACAGUCUGAAUAAGUACUUCCCGAAUCCUAGGACUCCCGCAUUCUGCACUGAUUCGGCAUCCCAUCAAGCUUCAACGGGAUACUGCCAACUUUUGCCCCGAAAAUCCAGCUUUACCCCUUCUGACUCAUUCCAAAAAAUGGCCUUCUCGAGUAUAAAGGAUAAACAGUUCAGAUUCCCUGUUCCGGAAGAGGACGAUAUGGUUGCCUUCAAUACCUUCGAUGAUGACUUCAAAGUUGCUCAGCAUAUCCAAGAUAGGCGUGUAAUCGGCUACGAUCCACUAGUUCAGCCCGCACUUUUGAAACACGAGGUCAUCGCAUCGAUAGAAUCUCUUCGCACUAUUGCUGCUGCUCGCUACAACGCAAGUAAAAUCAUCGCCGGAAGCGAUGACCGCGUUCUUGUUAUCGUCGGUCCUUGUUCAAUUCAUUCACCCGAGCAAGCGCUUGAAUACGCUCGUUUACUCAAACAACAACUUCCCAACUGGCCUAAUCUUCUCAUCAUUAUGCGAGCCUACUUGUGUAAACCUCGGACAACUGUUGGCUGGAAAGGCCUCAUAAACGAUCCCGAGAUUGACGGUACCUUCCAGAUUAACAAAGGCUUACGAAUGGCAAGGAAACUCCUUUGCGACCUUACCAGUCUCGGAGUCCCUGUGGGCUCAGAGCUACUCGAUACAAUUUCUCCGCAAUACAUCUCUGACCUAAUAUCCUGGGGUGCAAUCGGUGCACGAACAACCGAAUCACAACUUCACCGUGAACUGGCAUCUGGUGUCUCUUUUCCAAUCGGGUUCAAGAAUGGUACAGACGGAAGUAUUUCGGUUGCAUUAGACGCCAUGCUCUCCUCGUCUAAUCCUCAUGCGUUCAUGGGCGUGACCGAACAAGGCCUUGCUGCCAUUGUGAAGACUCGAGGCAACCAAGACGUCCAUGUCAUCCUUCGUGGAGGAACGAAAGGACCCAACUACUCCGCUGAACACGUACAAGAAGCUGCCAAGUCCAUCUCAAAAAAGAGACCAUUCUCAAGCAUCAUGGUCGACUGCAGUCACGGCAAUUCACAAAAGAACCACAACAAUCAACCACGAGUUAUCGAUGAUAUCUGCUCUCAGCUUGCCGCAGGGGAACGAAACAUUACGGGUGUGAUGAUUGAGUCAAACAUCAACCCCGGAAGGCAGGACGUUCCGCCCUCCGGCCCCUCAGGACUUAGGCACGGCGUUAGCAUUACUGAUGCUUGUGUUGAUUUUGACACCACGAUCAAAAUGCUUGAUCGAUUGAAUGAGGCGGUGGGAAAACGUCGUUUGGUGAAAUUGAACGGCUCGAGAGAGUAAAAAAGUAUCGACCCCCUUUAGAUAGAAAAGCAAAAAUGGUUCUCGAACAAUAUGCAUCUGUUCUAAAUCAUCUAGUUAUAAUUAUAUCAAUAGUUCAUCCGCUGUAACUUGUCCAUAUCUUGCUUUCGUGUAAU
This is a messenger RNA of Marasmius oreades (fairy-ring Marasmius), 1501 nucleotides long. RefSeq lists its product as uncharacterized. The coding region runs from base 189 to 1367 and encodes 392 amino acids. Gene Ontology annotation, biological process: aromatic amino acid biosynthetic process. Gene Ontology annotation, molecular function: 3-deoxy-7-phosphoheptulonate synthase activity. Gene Ontology annotation, cellular component: cytoplasm. The transcript is spliced from 8 exons. The record is from RefSeq and is a predicted model, not a curated record. Lineage: Eukaryota; Fungi; Basidiomycota; Agaricomycetes; Agaricales; Marasmiaceae.